This is a messenger RNA of Adineta steineri, 687 nucleotides long. Lineage: Eukaryota; Metazoa; Rotifera; Eurotatoria; Adinetida; Adinetidae. The record is from the annotation of a GenBank genome assembly.
UUAUAUGGAUAUUGAUUAUAUGGAUAAGCUUGUUGUGCUCGUGGAUCUGCUGGACAAAGUAUUUAUUUUGAUUGUGAAGUUGUUUCACCAUAUAAUCAAUAUGCUCAACCACGUUGGUCACGAUCUGGCAAUCAACCAUUACCAUAUAAAGUGCAGAGUACAACGCUUCCAGGUAAUCGUAAACUUGCACGACUUGCAAUUCCAGAUGCAACUCAGAGUGAUGCUGGUCGAUAUGAAUGUAAUGGUGGUACUGGUAAUGCAAAUGAUCAAGCUUCAAUUGAUUUACAAGUAACUGAAGGUGGUUAUUAUCCUCGACAACCAGCGCAACCUCAACCACAACCACAGCCACAACCACAAUAUCCUCCAUAUGAUCCAUAUAAUCAAUAUCCAUAUAAUCAACCAAAUUAUUAUCCUGCUCAACCACAGCCACAACCACAACCACAACCUCGUCCUCAACCUCAACCACAAACUCAACCUCCGCCACAGCCAGCUGCUGACGAUGGAGGUAACGAUGAAGGAGAUGAGGGUGAAGAUGCUGGCAUAGAUGAAGAUCAAGAACCAGCAGCUGAAGCAACAACAACAAUAAAAACAACAACUCCACAAGCAUCUGCAGCUCAGGAAGAAGGUGGUGAAGGUGGAGAAGAUGAAGGUGAAUAUCCUGAAGAUUAUACGGAAAAUGACAAGUAA